Molecule: messenger RNA, 893 nt
Organism: Monoraphidium neglectum
Lineage: Eukaryota; Viridiplantae; Chlorophyta; Chlorophyceae; Sphaeropleales; Selenastraceae
Exons: 1
Source: RefSeq, a predicted model, not a curated record
AUGAGACGCACGCACGCCUCCCCUGGCGGCGCGGCGCCGGCCGCAAGAGUUGCAGUGCUCGCGCUGCUCGCGGUUCUCGCAACCGCAGCCGCGGCAUGCUGCACGCCGCCGUGCCCAUCCAGCGCGCCGCCGGUGACUUUUGCCGCGGCGGCCCGACGCCUGCGGCAGUCUGGCGACGAGCCUGAGCUCGCCGAUCGCAAUGCCGCAGCCGCCAAAGAGGAGGACGUAUCGGGGCAGUCGGCUGGCGGAGAGGUCAACACCUCUGGAAAGCACGACAAAGCCAGCAGGAAGGACGAGGCAGGUGACACGGCCCCUUCCAAGGCGCCUGCCACGGAGGAGGAUGCAGCGGCGGGCGCGAGAAGCAGCGACGGUGGCCGCGGGGAAGAGGAGGGGGUCGGCGGAGCCGGGUGGCAGGGGCCGGCCGCACCUAAGGGUGUCGCGGGUGGGCAGGCUAAGGGGAGCGGCUCAAAGGCGGGGCCGGCGGCGGGUGCCGGGGCCGGCGGCGUUCGCGAGGGCGAUGCUGCAGACCAAGAAGAGGGCAGCAGCAGCGCGGCAGCAGGGCAAGGCGCUGACGCGGCGGCAGACGAGGAGGGCGCCGGCGCCGAGCGCAGCCGCGGCGCGGCGGCGCGCGCCGGCGCCGCGGGCGCCGGCGACGGCAAGGGCGGGAAGGGCAAGCCGGCGAGAUCUGCGGCAGGAGGCACCGACGAAGAUGCGGAACCCGGCGCGCCUGGGGCCGCUGGCGACGAGGGUAGCGAGGCUGAGGACGAGGCACCCAAGGCGAAACCGCGUGCCGGCAAGAAGAAGAAAUUUGAUGAUUUUGAGGAUGGGAUAGUGGAUGAGGACGGGUCGGAAGACGGCGGCGGCGCGGCGGCCGGCGGGACGGGCGCGCGCGC